CAUGCUUCUCAGCAGGACUUCAUAUUACUAUAUGCUUUUAGCACAGGAAACGGUUUCAGAUUUGCUGAAUUAUACUUCUUUUAUACUCUUUUUUUCCCUUUUAUACACAUACAUAGGUAUCAGAAAAACAUAUCCUUAUAUUAGGGAUACAUAUGCCCAGUGACUACUUAUAUUUAGUCCUGAUAGCCAGAUGAGUGUCAAACAAUUUGUAGCAGCCAUGGAGCAGUUCUUCUGUCUUCUCAUUGCCCUGAUUGCAUCUUCAUCCAUCAUCUCAGCAGGAAAGGACACAAACAUCUUAACCCCAAGUACGGCACCUUCAAACAUAGCCACUUUGUCUCCAUUGCCCACUAUUUCAAGCACUGGAGGAAUGACAGUGGGGACAGCAACACCAACACAGACACCAGACGACAGCCUCACUAUGCUUGCUUUUGGUGUGAUGGGUUUCAUACUCAUUUUAAUCGUUGUCAUGGUGAUCUUGGUUACCACUAUCAAUGUCAGGGGACGGUGUCGACACACAAAUCAGCAGGAGGGUGGGUUUCUCUCUCUUCCUGUCAGUUUCAAGAUAAAUUUACACAUGACUACAAAUCUAGCAUAUAAUUUUAAAUGUUUCUUUAUAGGUAUUAAAAGUUAUAACUCUGUGGUGUCUGACAGCAACAUGACCAACAACUGUGAGAAAGAGAGCAUCACUCUAGUUUCUGUGAGGACAAUAAACCCAGACAAUGACACAGAUUCACCCCAGCUUUCUUCAGUUCGUAGCACUAUAGUAGACAAUGAAGAUCAAGAUCUCAACAGGGACCUGCUGAGCAUCAAAGGCGGGCCUUGAAUUCACUUAAUUCACACAAAGACAACAGAUUAUUUUAGAUAUUUAUAAUGUUGAAUGUACUGUAUGUGAAAAACAUUCCUAAAAAUGUGACCCAUAAUAAUGCCCUCAUAAAUAUAUCAUGCCCAGACCUUCAUUAUUAAAUAAACUGUCUGUUCAAAGUUUCUCAGAUUACAGUGCAUUUGUUUCUAAUGUCAAUUAUUAAUACACAUUAAUAAAUAGCUUUAUGCAUGUAGCAGAAUACACAUGUGUUGGGAAGACAGAAAAUGUUGCUUUUG
Xyrauchen texanus (razorback sucker) is the source of this 1098-nucleotide messenger RNA. Its product is annotated as endothelial cell-specific chemotaxis regulator-like. The transcript is spliced from 6 exons. The coding region runs from base 191 to 823 and encodes 210 amino acids. The record is from RefSeq and is a predicted model, not a curated record. NCBI's taxonomy places the organism in Eukaryota, Metazoa, Chordata, Actinopteri, Cypriniformes, Catostomidae.